AUGGUCAGGACGGUUCCGAACACGAGCUCAAGGAGAACCAUCACUCGCUAUCACCCACAUCUCUCAUCCCCAUCACCAGCCCCUGGUAAUUUGGUCAACAGGAACAACCUCAACCGGUUCUUCGACCAGACUCCCAUCGGCAGAACUUCCCAGAAAACCCCGUCUCAGCACCACCAUCAUCAAGCCUACCCUAGCGCGAGCCCGUCCUUAUCCGCACCAUCAAAUGAUUCCUCUUGCGAUCCCAUACAACCUGCUAAUUAUUCGAUGACGACUCAGAACAGUUCGGCCAAAUCAGUCACCAAAUCUCGGUUCCUUGGGGUCCUGAUUCCAAAAUAUUCCCCUUUGAUCGAAAAGCCAUCAGGACUGAGGAGAAGACACAAAGCCUUGUUAUCAAAGAUGAAUUCAGUUCAUCAAUCGUCCUCCUCACUCAGCAAGCAUCUCAACCAGGCCGUCAGGAAGAGAACUACAGGAAAACCCCGAUCCACUAAGAAAAAACUGAAGAAGACAGAUGUCAGAUCUUAUUCGAUCUGCCAUGACUCGUCGAUUGCGUAUCCAGAAAAUGAAGUCGUGAAUGAAGAGCAAUUCGACGCAAUGCUCAAGUUGAAUGAGGUGGUCGUUGACCAUCAGCGGUUUCGAGAAGGAGACGCGGUAUUUGUGGUACCAGAUGAAGAAGACAUUCCAGAAGACUCCCAGCCCGACCGGUAUUGGUUGGCUCUCAUCAAAGAAAUCAAACAGCGCAGGCCGACUGACUAUCAUCCAUCGGCCCGCGAUCCGGAGCAGAUCUCUCGGUCCGAAGUCUUCUUGAAGGUUGAAUGGUUUUAUAGAAUCGACGAUUUUGAGGAUUCUAUGAAAUCUAAUCCUGUUUUUCGAAAAGUCGUUGAGAAGUUGAAGAAAAUCGGAUUCAGAUCAAAUCAACACAAACUCAAGUCAAACGAUUUCCGAUUCCAAGAUAAAGAAUUGAUAAGAACCGACCACUCGAGUAUCAUCCAUAUCAACAGUCUAGCUGGCCAAGCAGAUGUUUAUAAAUUCGAUGACCAAGUACCGCCUGGUUGUAUAAAACAGCCAGUCUUCACGCGUUGUUGUUGGCAAGUCAAUCAACAAAUUGACGAUGACGAGCUCGAAUCAAUCGGAGUCGAAAACUAUUAUUAUCGCCUCUACUUGCGUUUUCAUCACCAGCCAAAAACACGCCAACAUUCGCGUAAAAAUUCAAAAGGAGCAAAGGGAUUAUUGCAAUCGAUCAAUUUAUUGCCUAACAAUAAGUAUGGAUGUAAGUGUUCGAACCCGUAUGAUCCUCACAAAGGGAUGAUGAUCUUCGAUUUCACGAACACCGAAUGGGUUCAUCUGAGGUGUUUGACAGCCCAAAUGGCGGACGAACAAGGCACCGACAAAACAGGGAUACAUCACAUUGAUCAUCCGGGACAGACACUCAGGGCCCAGAGAAAGCAAGGCCAGGAACAAACCAAUCUCCUUCAAAUCAAAUCAUCCUUGCUUGAACUCCUCAAUUCUUCCCCUUCUACUUCAUCCUCUUAUCCAACCUCAAGCACCCUAUCUCAUUUUUUUAAUAACCAGUUAUGUUGUCUUCUUCGGGGCUCUAAUUAUUCUCUUGCUGGACAAUUCUAUUAA
This is a messenger RNA of Puccinia triticina, 1623 nucleotides long. RefSeq lists its product as uncharacterized. The transcript has 5 exons. NCBI's taxonomy places the organism in Eukaryota, Fungi, Basidiomycota, Pucciniomycetes, Pucciniales, Pucciniaceae. The coding region runs from base 1 to 1623 and encodes 540 amino acids. The record is from RefSeq and is a predicted model, not a curated record.